GACGCCUCGGGAAGCCUGGAGAAAACGGCGAGCUCUGAUUUCCGGCGUUAUUUAUCCUUCAUCAGCGACUUCUAAACUUCACAAUAGGCAUCAGAUAAACGAGAUUUAAGGUUAUUUAAAGUGAUUAAAGGUGAUGGCUGUUUAUUUUGAUCAUCGGAUUGAUGCCCCGGACAGUAACGGAGAGGCGACUCUUAUCACGUGGCACUCUGCUCAGCCCUUAUUGGCUGUUGGCUCCUUUAACCCCGCCUCUGGAGGCUGUGUAGAUAUUUACCUGCAACAGGGCGAGCGUGUGGAGUUGUGUCAUGUGGAGCGUGUGUGUGCGCCAGCGUUAUUGCGGUGGCAUCCCACAAAACCAGUGCUGGCUGUGGGCUGGGAGACGGGAGAAACCCUGCUGCUCCCACACCCACACGGGGAGCAAACACCACUGCCCAACAACACACACACCACCGGGAUCACACUGCUGGACUGGAGCUGCAGCGGAGCCAGACUGGUCACAGGGGAUCAGGCAGGGGUGCUGGUUGUGUGGAAGCUGGAUGCUCGAGGAAGAUUGAACGGAACUCACAUGACGAAACAGACCUACAAUAAACCCUUAACCAAUUGUAUCUUCAGAAUCACACCACCCACAGAGGAUGUUGCGAUGCUGGCAAAAGCAGCAGUCAGUGGUGAUGAAGAGGCUCUGGAUAAAUUUAAUUGGAAGAAAAGUGGUAAAGGGGGUGGAGUUUGGUCUCCUGGUGCACAAGAAGGACUCCUCAUCUACGUUAGCACUGCUGAUGGGUGUGUGUACAGCGUGGACGAGCAUGGCCGUAGUGUACACUUGUUGACUGUAGAGGGCAGAGUGCGGAAACUGUGUUAUUUGGAGCGCAGGGCCGUACUUGCUGUGAUCACAGACUCCCUGCUGCUCUCACAGUUCAUCCUCGGUCCAGAAGGAGCUGCUCAGGAGCUCAGCAAGGUGAAAUUGAGUGGUAGAGGAGGACAGAACACAGACAUCGUGUGGACGGAGAGCAGCCUGCUCAUCACAGCAUCAGGAGAUCAUACCAUCAGGGUGUGGGAUCUGGAGAGAGAUGAUAACUACGUCCUGUCUCUGGAUGAGACCCUGGGCUUUGAGAAAGGAGAGCUGCUCAACUGUGUGUCCUUUUGCACUGCUAAAGCGGUCCUUGCAGCAGGCACCAGCAGGGGGCGUGUCGCUAUGUGGCAGAUGGUGGCAGUAACCAAUCAGACAGGAGACACAAAAACUCAGUGGAGGUUACAGACUCCGACUGAACUGGAGGGAAACAUUACACAGCUGCAGUGGGGUUCCAGUCUGCAGCUCUUGGCAGUGUGUAACAGCAGUGCAGUGUUAAUUCUGAGUGAACAUGUGAUGAGUUCUCACUACAACCAGCAGAGGGCAGCAGUGCAGCUCUCACCCACACAGCUCAGCCUGACCUGCUUCACCUCGAACACACACCUCACACUGCGCACGGACACACACAUCAGAGCAGUGCAGGUCACCAAGGACACAGUGACUGUAUGGGACGGGAGGUGUGUAACAGUCUAUGAGAAAUCAGGACAGUCCUUACGUAGCACAGCUUCUUUUCAGUGUGACUCUGCUGCUCUGGCGGUUCAUGAAGAGAAUAUUUAUACUGUAGAGCCGAACCGAGUGCAAGUUCGCACGCAGCAGGGCACCGUAAAGCAGUUGCUGGUGUUUACAGAGGCUGAGGGGAACCCUGUCAUCCUGAGUGUGUGUGGACCGUACCUGGCUGUUGGGACUGAUGCCGCUCAUGUCAGAGUCUUCGAUCUCUCACGCAGGGAGGCCAAGCCACUGUGUAAUGCCAAGAACAUGGCUGAACUCAUUCCUGACCUGGGAGCUCUGAAAUCAGUCAAGUGCAAUGCUAAUGGCAGCCAACUCAGCAUCCUGAUCACACAGGUAAAUGGGCGUCCUGCUCACAGAGUGUAUUUGUAUGAUGUGGAGAUGGACACACUCUCUCACUUUGACUUCUUCACUGGACGACCUCUCAGCAGCCUCUCACAGGGGUCUGAAGACCACCAGAGAGCUCAGUGUGAGGAGACGGAGCUUGCAGGUCGUUAUCCAGUCUCUCAAUUCUGGGAUGAGUGUGAGCCACGCCUCUUUGUGUGUGAAACUGUUCUGGUGAACUCUGAGUACCACAUCGCCAACCAGUCACAGGCCACAGACAAGGUGGAUGUGUUGGUGGUGACGUUCUUCAUGACUCCGGAGCAUGGCCUCCUUCUGCAGGACUCUCAGCCCAGACCAACUGGUCUACAGGGAUUACUGGCACUGGAUACACCAUACUACUACUACACCUGCAAGCCUGGAGAGCUUGAUACGACAUCCCCGGCCCCUGCUGCAGUUCCUUCCUCAACCCACAUGGUGGUGCGGCGACCUCUGCGUGACUUUGUUGGUUUGGAGAGCUGUGAGAAGCAGACCAGAGACGCCAUGCUGAACUUCAGCUUCUACCUCACCAUCGGGGACAUGGACGAGGCCUUCAGAGCCAUCAAACUCAUCAAGAGCGAGGCUGUUUGGGAGAACAUGGCUCGUAUGUGUGUGAAGACUCGGCGUCUGGAUGUGGCGCGUGUGUGUCUGGGCAACAUGGGUAACGCCCGAGCAGCUCGUGCGCUCAGAGAGGCGGAGAAAGAGCCAGAGCUGGAGGCACGAGUUGCGAUGCUCGCAACGCAACUGGGCAUGCUGGAUGAAGCUGAGGCUCUGUAUCGUUCCUGCGGGAGGUUCGACCUGUUGAAUAAGUUUUAUCAGGCUCGUGGUGAUUGGCAGAAAGCCAUCGAAACGGCUGAGGGUCACGACCGCAUCCACCUGCGCAGCACAUACUACAGCUACGCGCAACACCUGGAGAACACGGGCGACAAGAACCUGGGCCUUACCUAUUACGAGCGGUCUGAUACACACCGGUUCGAGGUUCCUCGCAUGCUGAUGGAGGACAUCGUGUCUCUGGAGCUCUACAUCAACAAGAUGAAGGACAAGUGCUUGUAUAAGUGGUGGGGUCAUUAUCUGGAGAGCCAAUCAGAGAUGGAGUCUGCACUGCGUUACUAUGACUACGCUCAGGAUUACCUGUCUCAAGUGCGUGUGCACUGCUACCUGGGGAACAUCCAAAAGGCGAGCGAGAUUGCCAACGAGACAGGCAACCGAGCGGCGUCCUAUCACGUGGCACGGCAGUACGAGAGUCAAGAUCAGAUCAGCCAAUCGGUGCACUUCUACACACGCGCUCAGGCGUACAACAACGCCAUCCGACUGUGUAAGGAGAACCACAUGGACGAGCAGCUGAUGAACCUGGCGCUACUCAGCAACCCGGAGGACAUGAUGGACACGGCUGCCUACUAUGAGGAGAGGGGAGAGCACAUGGACCGAGCUGUCAUGCUAUAUCACAAGGCAGGUCGCGUGUCUAAAGCUCUGGAAUUGGCGUUCAGUACAGAGCAGUUUGGAGCGUUGCAGCUGAUUGCAGAGGAACUGAAUGAGAACAGCGACCCGGCCGUGCUCACACGCUGCUCCGACUUCUUCAUCAAACACACACACUACCACAAAGCUGUGCAGUUGCUUGUGGCUGCCAAGAAGUAUCAUGAGGCACUGCAGUUGUGUUUGGACCAGAACCUGACCAUCACAGAGGAUCUGGCUGAGAGCAUGACUGUGUCACAAAGCUCCGCCCACCUCUCAGAGGAGGAGCGUAAGGAUCUGCUGGAGCAAAUAGCAGACUGCUGCAUGCGCCAGGGCAACUAUCACUUAGCAACCAAGAAAUACACACAAGCUGGGAAAAAGAUCAAGGCGAUGCGAGCGCUGCUGAAGUCAGGUGAUACAGAGAAGAUUGUGUUCUUCGCUGGCGUGUCUCGGCAGAAAGAGAUCUACGUGAUGGCAGGGAAUUACCUGCAGUCUCUGGACUGGAGGAAAGAUCCAGAAAUCAUGAAAAACAUCAUCAGUUUCUACACUAAAGGACGUGCACUGGAGCUGCUUGCAGGCUUCUACCAGGCCUGUGCACAGGUAGAGAUAGAUGAUUAUCAGGACUAUGAGAAGGCGUAUGGUGCCCUUACUGAAGCUUAUAAGUGUCUAUCCAAAGCCAAGAGUCGCCAUGGAGAAGAAACAGACGAGCGACUCACACAACUCACACACCACCUCACACUCAUCAAGAGAUUCAUACAGGCACGCAGGCUGUAUGAGCAGGACCCUGCAGCAGCUCUAUCAGAGUGUGAAUGCUUGUUAGAGGAGCGUGACCUGGACCCUGCAGUGAGAGUAGGAGAUGUCUUUGGCUUCAUCAUUGAGCAUCACUGUCAACACGCCAGCUACCAGAAGGCAUGGGUAAAGCUGGAGGAGCUGAGACGUUUGCAUCCAUCGGUGAAUGUGAGUGUAUACGUCAGUGCUCGCAGUCUGGACACUCUGCAGAAUGCCAUCGGAGUAAGACUCAACCAUGGAGACUCUACACAUGUGAACACACACCACCGAGAUGCAGACAACACACGCACACAGAGUGAUGGCGAGGAUGAGGAGGAAGUGGAGGAGGAAGAGAACCUCAAUGACUGAGGGGUGCUUAUUACAGCACACAGACGCGUGCACACACACACACACAGCUUCAUCAAAGAAUGUGUGAGUGUUUGAUUAAUCCUGAGCUUUAAACAUAAUGGUUUGUGUGUGUUGCCUUCAGGAACAGACAUUCUUGCCACUUAUCUAUACACACUGUGGUUUAUAUUGUGUGUGUGUAACAGUUAAUUUUUUUAUAGACUUGUGUCUUUUUUUUAUACAUUUUACACUAUUUAUAGGACACAUACUCCAUGUAAUAUUUUGUAUUGCUCCCUGUAUAGAAU
Molecule: messenger RNA, 4797 nt
Organism: Neoarius graeffei (lesser salmon catfish)
Lineage: Eukaryota; Metazoa; Chordata; Actinopteri; Siluriformes; Ariidae
Gene: ift140
Product: intraflagellar transport 140 homolog (Chlamydomonas)
Exons: 29
Coding region: 134-4516 (1460 amino acids)
Biological process (GO): intraciliary retrograde transport
Cellular component (GO): ciliary basal body; intraciliary transport particle A; axoneme
Molecular function (GO): protein binding
Source: RefSeq, a predicted model, not a curated record